Molecule: messenger RNA, 2793 nt
Organism: Nematostella vectensis (starlet sea anemone)
Lineage: Eukaryota; Metazoa; Cnidaria; Anthozoa; Actiniaria; Edwardsiidae
Exons: 10
Coding region: 25-2349 (774 amino acids)
Source: RefSeq, a predicted model, not a curated record
UCUUGUACAGAUUCAGCGUUAGGAAUGGAGGAUCUUACUAUUAGUAACUCAAAUAUCACCGCUUCAUCUGGUUCCGGCUCGGCUAGAGAAGCAAGACUUUACAAUUCGGCUGCAUGGUGUUCUGAUGGUGGCGAUUCUGAGCCCUAUCUACAAAUCGAUCUUUUAUCAAAUCAUGUGCUAUGUGCAGUAGCAACUCAAGGUCACCCUGUACUAGACUAUCGAAUUACGAGUUAUAAAAUAAGUUUCUCAAAACAUGGGGAAGCUUUUAGUGCUUACAAGGAAUAUCAAAAGGAAGUGAUACUGUAUGGGAACUCUGACAAUAAUUAUGUGACUAAGAAUGUGUUGCGCGAGUACCCUGUUGCUAGAAGAGUACGGAUCUUACCUCUAUCGUCGCACGGCCAGGCUUGUCUGAGGAUUGAGCUAUAUGGGAUCAGCAUACAGGAAGCAUCAUCAGUAGCCAUUGGAGUCCAUGAUUCCUCCAUUAUCUCCGACCCGUGGCUAACAGCAAGCUCAUCAACUGCAUCACAUGCAAGACUCAAUGGUCCAAGUGUUGCCUGGAUACCAGAUGCCAGUGACGGCUCACCAUGGUUACAGGUUGACCUCGGUAGGCAGUACAUGAUCUGUGCAGUGGGAACCCAGGGUCACCCUAGUGGAGGCCAGUGGACAACUGCCUACAGACUCACGACUUCUCUGGAUAAUAAGAUUUGGGAAAAUAUUGAAAACUCAAAGGAGUUUGCUGGUAACAUUAAUGCUGAAACAGAAGCUAAGAGCUCUCUGGCUGCCCCAGUUACUGCAAGAUUUGCUCGCUUCUAUCCUACACAAUACCAAGGGAAAAGGUCCCUAAGAGUGGAAGUGUAUGGUAUUGAAAGAGGCUGCUCCAAGCCUCUGAUUGGUCGAGACGAAGACUCCGCUUUUGACAUGAUCAUGCUCUCGACGGAGUCUGACAUGCAGCACAGCAUUCUUGAGAGCCGUCUCUAUAGCAACGGGUCAUGGUGUACGUACACAAGCUCGACAGACGAGUACCUGCAGUUCAUGCUGGGCGAGACACUGAUGGGCGUAACAGGCAUUGCAACACAGGGUGACCCAUUUAGCGAUAGGAGGGUGACAGCAUUCAAGGUGCUGUACGGACUUGAUGGCGAUAAUUGGAAUGAGUAUGAAGGCAAUGCUGGCAUUAAGGAGCUACCAGGAAAUACUGACCGUAACACUGUGGUGGUUCACUGGUUCAAGCAGAUAAUCGCUGCUCGCUUUGUGAAGAUUAAACCUCUUUCAUGGAACAAUGCUAUCUGUAUGCGGGCGCAGAUUUACGGCUGUGAACUAGAUGUCCCCCUUCUAUCAGAAGUGGAGACCGCAAUCCUAGCAUCCUUUUCAGGAGCCCAUACGGAUCUCGCCUGUCACGCGCUCGGUCACCCAUCUAACGUGACCGCUGAUUGGCUAGUAGACGGUCAAUAUCUACCGAGUAACGCAAGUCAUAUCACCAUACCAUCCCAGGACCGAGCCACAUCGACCUUACGCGUGCGUUACACGGAUAUUGCCAGCGAUGUGUCACGCUACGCGUGCAAUAGCGUGACGGAGGGAAGCCCCGCUCUGCAAUGCACGAGUCCUCAGUACACUUGCGUUACGCAUUUCUCUGGAGGCGGUAACCCUGUGCUUGCGCACACCUCUGGCCAGAUUACUGUGGUAUACCCUAUACAGUACACGAACUACACGAGUCUGGACGGCAAUCGGUUCAUUUUCUGGUGGGCGUAUCAUGAGCCGACCGAGACGUUCUACUUUAAGCUGGAGGUGCUGGCUCUUGGAUGGGUGGGGUUCGGCUUCACAAUGCCUGACGCAAGCUACGAGUGGGUGCGAAAUCGCAUGGACAAGUAUGACGUGUUGGUCGCGGGCGUGUAUAGUGUAAAUGCGACAGGUUAUGUUAUGGACUACCUUACCUGCGGUCGAAACCAGCGCCAGUACCCCUCUUGUGUGGACGACGAGCAGGACUGGAAUCUAACUACUGCAGCCGAAGCUGACGGCAGGACCAUCCUGGAGUUCACUAGAAAAAGAAAGACUCGGGAGAAGCUUGUCAAUGGCGACCCUAGCAAGGGGGAUCUCGAACUUACGGGCGGACUGCGCUAUUUCGUUUGGGCGUACCACCAGACCCUAGACACGCCUUACCUUGCAAGUCUAUUCGAUAUCCACGACAGAAGCGGGAUCCAGGCUGUCAACCUGUUGCCACAGGGUCCCCAAGCUACUGGGCAAGCACCCACAACGACGACAGAACCACCAGUUCUCGUGUGCGCAAGUUGUAGGAAAAAUUCGGACUUUGCUUUUAUUUUGAUGACAUUGAUUUUUAUUUCAAUGGACCUUUGAGAGGAACAAAUUUCAUCGACGUCAACCUCAUACCACAUACAGAGUCCCCAAGAUCCGCAAGUGCUCGUGUGCGCAAGUUGCAGGGCGAUUUUGGCCUUUGCCUUUGACUUUGAUCUCUAAUCGUAUGGUCAACUGAGUUAACAUGUUGCUACAGGGUCCCGAAGCUACUGGGCAAGCACCUACAAUGACGACGUAACCAGCAGGUCUCGUGCAUACAAGUUGCAGGAGGCUCUCAUUUUGUGGACAUCAAUUUUAACUGGAAUGAAUCGUCGAAAGACGAAUAUUACUAUAAGUUUUAUUUUCUUUUUGCUAAUAGAAUAUACAGAGGACCACGUCCUCCCUAUCCACAUGUUUAAAAGAUGCCUAUAUUUUCAGCUUAUUUUUAGUAAAUUCUUAUUCAAAAUAAAGGUGUAAUCGAUACAAUAUAAUACCAUUUCAAGCAGA